AUAAGACCCAGAAGACGAUGAAGCCUACAAGUUCGUUGCCGUCGUCGGCAUGCUGGAGGGGAGGAAAUUGGUCAUUUUCGCGUAGGGGGGCCAGAGGGCAGACGACAAUCAAGCGGCCGCCGUUCGAGAUGAAGUUGAGCGGGAUACGCUGCAGUAGGGUUGUGUAACUCCCGUGCAUGCUCCAAGUGUAGCGGCUAUGAACGAUGAAGAUAUGUCAUUUUCAGUCCACAUCAGGCGACGAGGCAGAAGAAGCGACGAUGAUUAUAGCCAUAGAUUGGCCAACGGAGAGGCCUUGGACUGUGCUUGCCGUCAGGGAUCAUGCGUUUAUAAUGAUGCAACAUGGUGGUGACCUACCGAAGAACGACUUUGGCGUCUGCCAGUUGGAGAUGUUCAACGAGGGGGUUGUCCAGAAGCCGAAGCAGUCAAACCAUCCCAUUCACCAGCAAGGCGGCAUCAUGAGUCCGCGUCCAGAGCUGAAUUCGACCCUUCUCGGGUUACACUGGGACGAAUGUACCCCACGUCCGGCGGUGCGGGGGAAGAGGAAUGAGAUCCAUCGCUCCAGCGGUCCGACCGGUCUGCUCAUGCUGGGUCUCAUCGCUGUGAUCGCUGUGGAGGCGGAUCUUGUCCAUGAACAUGUCGAAGAGUCUGAGGCCAGAAGUUACGGUAGCUCGGGAAACCUCGUCCGGGCUGGCAGACAGAUGAUGACGGCAGUUCCCGAACUAUUAACUAUCACAUCAUCAAGAUAGCCUUCUUGGCAGUUAUCUCCAACAUGAUGUUUGGGAUCCUUGGGUUGUUACAUCCGGUGAACCAAGACCAGACUACCGUUCCUGUACGUGACUUCAGACUGGGCCGAUAAUGAAGGGUGCCAUCGGCCGUUGAGCGAACGGGGGUACCCCGGGUGUCACUUGAUGCCUCUUGACUGGUUGAAGAGGGUUGAUGCAUCAACUGCUCUCCUGCUCUCUCCUGUAAUUCGACAUUCGUAUCGCGCCGGUGGCGAAUGACGAUUGCACAUCGACAUGGAUGAGAGGUGCGGCAUUAUCUUAUCAAUCGCAUCUCCCAUGAUAAUAAUGGUUCCAACACGGGCAGGGGCUUAUGACGGUGUUCCGACGUCGGCACGGUCGGCUCCGGGGAUAUUAGUACUUACGCUGCAUGUCGCGGCGUGAUUGUGAUUGAUUGAC
Molecule: messenger RNA, 1178 nt
Organism: Pseudomassariella vexata
Lineage: Eukaryota; Fungi; Ascomycota; Sordariomycetes; Amphisphaeriales; Pseudomassariaceae
Exons: 1
Coding region: 204-746 (180 amino acids)
Source: RefSeq, a predicted model, not a curated record